Penicillium nucicola is the source of this 396-nucleotide messenger RNA. RefSeq names its product ATPase AAA-type core. The transcript is spliced from 3 exons. The coding region runs from base 1 to 396 and encodes 131 amino acids. The record is from RefSeq and is a predicted model, not a curated record. Lineage: Eukaryota; Fungi; Ascomycota; Eurotiomycetes; Eurotiales; Aspergillaceae.
AUGGCAAACCCUGGCAAGGAUGCAGUCACCAAGACCCUUGCAGAGGAGAGCAGAGCUAUCACUCAGCGUGACUUUGGCGUCGAAGAUGUGCAGGAAGAAGAGGCCCAACAGAAGGUUAUAUCGGCAUUGAAAGAGGCAGAGAGCAAAGCUGCCAAAGAGCUAGAAUAUGCAAAACAGAAGUCUGAUUACGAUGCGAGAGAACGCCUCGAGCAAGCUCGACUGCAACACGAAUUUGAACAAAGACUGCAAGAAGCCCUGCUGGAUGAAUUUCAGAGGAAAAGAGAGGCUGAGAAUGAGGCACGACAGAAGGAACAGGCUCAUCAAGCGAAGCUGCAGAAAAUGGGAUUUCCCGCUUACUUGUCGACAUCCAUGUCUAUCUUGGAUGCUGCCGCAUGA